AACCUACUCAAACAGCAUCACUUACUUACUGCUUCCCUAUUGCUUUCGGCUUGUCUUUUAAGAACUCCCUCGUCAUUGGUGUCUAGCCUCGUUACCAGCAUGGAUUAUGAAAUGGACAUCGAGCCCACGGGGCCACAAGUCACAGUGCGCGAGGCCGAACCCUACCGCGUAGACUUCAAACUCAGCUCCGUCGACCUCGCCUUCGCUAACUCCCUUCGCCGCGUCAUGCUUGCCGAAAUCCCCACUAUGGCCAUUGACAUUGUCGAAGUCGAAAAGAACUCCUCUGUUCUUCCAGAUGAAAUGCUUGCCCACCGAUUAGGCCUGAUUCCGCUGGACUCGAAAAACUGCGACCAAGAUGUUGAAUACACGCGCGACUGCGAAUGCGAGGACCACUGCGCCCGGUGUAGUGUCACGCUCUCCCUCCAUGCGCGCUGCACAAGCGAUGAGAUAAUGCGUGUGUAUGCGCGCGAUUUAGUGAUAACUGGGGAGCGUGCAAAUGAAUGGGUUGGGAACCCUGUUAUUACAGACCCGGAUGGGAAUGGUCCGCUCAUUUGCAAGUUGAGACGCGGGCAAGAGCUGAAGAUGACUUGUAUCGCGAAGAAGGGGAUUGCGAAGGAGCAUUCAAAGUGGGCGCCUACGGCUGCUAUUGGGUUUGAGUAUGAUCCGCACAAUAACCUCAGACAUGUGGAUUAUUGGUACGAGGAGGAUCCCGUCAAGGAAUGGCCCGUCUCCCACAACGCCGCCUGGGAACCUGCAGCACCCGCAGACCAACCGUUCGACUAUGACGCCCAACCCAACAACUUCUACAUUGACGUUGAAAGUAUCGGAAAUCUUGAACCAGACAUGAUUAUUCAGCAGGGUAUCACUGUUCUCCAGCGUAAACUCGCCGCCGCUAUCAAAUCCCUUUCCGGUGAAGAUGGCACGAAUGGUGUUGUGGACGAAGAUAUGAUGGGAGUUCAGAGCCCAGACCCCUAUGAGCCUCGUGACGACGGCGGCUACACAGCCUACGCCAAUGGCGGGAGUGCCAGCGCUUGGGGUGGUGCUAAUGCUGCGACGCCCUACGGCGCUACGCCAUAUGGUGGUGGUAAUUUUGGGUUCUAGUCUUGAAGCCACCACAAUGGCUCUUGUCUUGACCGUAACAGAAUGACAGAGGGAGGCACAGGGCAAACAAGGGCCCAAAAAAAAAACUAUUUAAUAUCUUCACUUAGCAUGGGACGGAGUUCGCGGUUUGGAGGGUUCAUUUGGAGCCUAGGCGCGGUGUAUUCUCAUUUUGUUUCAAUUUGACGACCUCUGCUUUGAUCUACCGACUCUAUAUCAGCAGGCUCUCUUUGUGUAUUUUUUUGAACGCACACCCCCAGUUUAUGUGACCAUUAGACCAAGA
Messenger RNA from Aspergillus nidulans FGSC A4, 1381 nucleotides. RefSeq names its product DNA-directed RNA polymerase II core subunit RPB3. The transcript has 3 exons. Gene Ontology annotation, molecular function: protein dimerization activity; DNA binding; DNA-directed RNA polymerase activity. Gene Ontology annotation, cellular component: DNA-directed RNA polymerase complex; nucleus; chromatin. Lineage: Eukaryota; Fungi; Ascomycota; Eurotiomycetes; Eurotiales; Aspergillaceae. Gene Ontology annotation, biological process: DNA-templated transcription. The record is from RefSeq and is a predicted model, not a curated record. The coding region runs from base 100 to 1101 and encodes 333 amino acids.